UGACAUGGCUCCUAAAUGGCGGGGCAGGGAGGUGCUCAGACAACUGGCUCUUGCCCCAUCCCUACGCGUGUGAUCAUAGGACCCUCUAGACCCGGGGAUCAAGGCCCGGCAUCUGUGGUCGUAGCCGGGAAGUCUAAAGCAAAGCCCAAUGGAAAGAAACCUGCCACGGAGGAGAAGAAGAUGUACCUGGAGCCGGAGUACGCCAAGUCCAGAAUCACUGACGUUGGGUUCAAGGAGCUGGUGGUGCUGCCCCGGGAGAUCGACCUCAACGAGUGGCUGGCCAGCAACACCACCACGUUUUUCCACCACGUCAACCUGCAGUACAGCACCAUCUCUGAGUUUUGCACAGGAGAGGCAUGCCAGACGAUGGCCGUGUGCAACACACAGUACUACUGGUACGAUGAGCGGGGGAAGAAGGUCAAGUGCACCGCUCCCCAGUACGUCGACUUUGUCAUGAGCUCUGUGCAGAAGCUGGUGACUGAUGAGGACGUGUUCCCCACGAAAUACGGCAGGGAAUUCCCCAGCUCCUUCGAGUCUCUGGUGAAGAAGAUCUGCAAGUACCUGUUCCACGUGCUGGCGCACAUCUACUGGUCCCACUUCAAGGAGACCCUGGCCCUCGAGCUGCACGGACACUUGAACACACUCUACGUCCACUUCAUCCUCUUUGCCAGGGAGUUCAACCUGCUCGACCCCAAAGACACCGCCGUCAUGGACGACCUCACGGAGGUGCUGUGCAGCGGCGGCGGCGGCGGCGGGGGCCGCGGCGGGGGCGGGGCCGGCGGCGGGGGCGGGGCCGCGGUGGGGGGCGCGGGGGCACAGAACCACGUGAAGGAGAGGUGAGCCCCCGGCCGGACAGGCGUGCACGUGUGCAGAGAGACGGUGGUCCGUGUGCCUGCGUGUGCGCGCACACGUCCCGGGCGCGCUCGGCGGGAGGUCUGAGAGGCUGACGCCGCCCCCCUGCCCGGCCCCGGGCGCGCCGAGCGCGCGGGCUCCCCGGACGCCGGCAGGCCGCGCGUCGGACUGGCCCCUGCCGGGGCUGUCCUGUUGGAUGGAUGAGUGCCGCUUGUCAAGAAGGACCCUCGGAUUUCAUUCGUUCGCUCGACAGCGUUUAUGGGACUGCCGGUCUGAGUUUCCUUCUCCUGUGGGGCUUUCCUUUCCUUGGUCUUCCGUGUGGCACCUGCCCCCGCCUCCCCUGAGGGCUCUGCUCUUUUGAGAGAAACACACCAGUGAGAGCUGGGGCUCCUUCCCAGGAGGGACUCUGGCUCGCUUUGGUUUGUCAUCAGGGUGGGGUUAUUCUAGAGAUUCCGCCCCAUCCCCCCCUCAGACCUCCCUCUCCUGGCCUUGCUUGGAUCUUGGCUGUUGGCGGCUCAGAGCAGGUGGAGUAGGGUGGGCGUGGCUGGGGGUGCCCCACAGGGGCCCUGACCCUGUGGUCAUGUCCCCCUCUCCUGCCCCUGCUGCCCACGAGGGCCCCUGGACUAGCUGGGCCUAGGACCGAGGUGCCUGGGCGGACGGACGGCCUGUGUGGAGAAGCGGCUGUUGGCGGAAGGCUGGGUGUCCCUGCUCCGCUCACCUGUUCGGUCGGUCGUAAUAAAAAGAAUUCUCUCAGGUCA
Molecule: messenger RNA, 1610 nt
Organism: Neofelis nebulosa (Clouded leopard)
Lineage: Eukaryota; Metazoa; Chordata; Mammalia; Carnivora; Felidae
Gene: MOB2
Product: MOB kinase activator 2
Biological process (GO): positive regulation of protein phosphorylation; signal transduction
Cellular component (GO): nucleus; cytoplasm
Molecular function (GO): protein kinase activator activity
Source: RefSeq, a predicted model, not a curated record